Messenger RNA from Beta vulgaris subsp. vulgaris (sugar beet), 1881 nucleotides. Its product is annotated as organic cation/carnitine transporter 4. The transcript has 2 exons. Gene Ontology annotation, molecular function: transmembrane transporter activity. Bases 141 to 1694 code for a protein of 517 amino acids. The record is from RefSeq and is a predicted model, not a curated record. Gene Ontology annotation, biological process: transmembrane transport. Lineage: Eukaryota; Viridiplantae; Streptophyta; Magnoliopsida; Caryophyllales; Amaranthaceae. Gene Ontology annotation, cellular component: membrane.
AAGAUGAGCAAAGAAUAGGCAAAAAAAGACACACAUACACACCCACACAAAAAGAUACGAUUCCACAUAUAAAUAGUCUGAAUAACACAUUAUAAGUACCCAUCAAAACAUAGUAAAAACCUCCUAAAGAAAACAAAACAAUGCCCUCUGAAAACCUCCUAGAUCACAGGGACCUCCAAGAACCAUUGAUUCUCCCUACUAAUGAAAAAUCAAACGGUCCAGAAAAGCUCACCAUAGAUGACAUGCUACAAAAAUAUUGUGGUGAGUUUGGAAAGUGGCAACUAAGACACUUUAUAUUAACAAGCUUAGCUUGGGCCUUAGAGGCCUUUCAUACUAUGGUUAUGAUCUUCGCCGACCGCCAGCCGCGGCGGUUGUGUACUGGCCCGGGCUGCCAGACCCAUCCCGAGGUUUGCGGGCUGUCGCCGGGCUCGUGGGAAUGGGUCGGCGGGCCCGGGAGCUCCACCGUUGCUGAGUGGGGAUUAGUGUGUGCUAACAAGUACAAGGUUGGGUUGGUGCAAGCUUUGUUCUUUUUUGGCUGCAUGAUAGGUGCAGGAAUAUUUGGUCAUUUAUCAGAUUCAUCUCUAGGAAGAAAAGGCUCAUUGACCAUAAUAUGCCUAUCAAAUGGGAUUCUUGGUUGUCUGACUGCUCUGGCUCCAAACUACUCAAUCUACACCCUCCUACGCUUCCUUAGUGGCCUUAGUAGUGGUGGGGUGGGCGUGUGUGCCUUUGUCCUUGCCACUGAACCUAUUGGACCGUCUAAACGUGGCGUUGCCGGUAUGUCCACCUUCUACUUCUUCUCUACUGGCAUUGCUCUCCUCUCUGGAAUUGCCUACAUUUUCCAAUCUUGGCGAUCCCUCUAUGUUGCAUCAUCGAUACCUUCGAUUAUCUUCAUCACAGUCGUUAUUCCUUUCAUCUCCGAAUCUCCUAGGUGGUACCUUGUACGAGGGAAGGCCAAGGAAGCAAUGGAAGUCAUGAAGCAUAUGGCACAAGUUAAUGGCCGGACAAUCCCACAGGAUGUGGAGCUUGUUGUAGAUGACAAUAUUGCAAACAAGAGCAAAGAAACAGAAGGUAUACAAGGCUCUUUGAUAGAUGUUUUAAAGUCACCCAUCACAAGAGUACGCCUUUUUUUGGCUAUUCUAAUCAACUUCUGUUGCGCGAUUGUAUACUAUGGACUUAGUCUAAAUGUUGUCAAUCUAGAGACCAACCUCUACCUCAACGUACUCCUCAAUGCAGUUGCUGAAAUGCCAGCCUUCACAUUAACCGCGAUAAUGUUGGAUAAGUUUGGAAGGAAGCCACUUACAAUAGGAACAAUGUGGUUUAGUGGGGUGUUCUGUUUGCUAGGAAGCAUGAUGAAGAGCUAUGGAAUAUGGAAGAUUUUACGGAUGAUUUGUGGGAUCUUAGGGAUCUUUGGUAUGGCCGGAACUUAUAAUUUAUUGUUCAUCUAUACUGUAGAGUUGUUUCCUACGGUUGUGAGAAAUGCAGCCUUAGGAUGUGUUACACAAGCGUCGCAAAUGGGUGCAAUACUAGCCCCAUUUGUGGUGGUAAUGGGGACUAGAUUUCCUUUUGUUGUGUUUACCGUCUGUGGAAUUGUUGGUGGUUUGUUUGGGUUCUAUCUGCCUGAAACGUUGAAUCGACCGUUAUAUGAUACCAUGGUUGGCAUGGAGGAGGGUGAAGCUAUUUGGAACAAUGCAUAGAUUUUAUUUAUCCUCGUCCCUCUAUUUCUUUCCAGGUGGGUGGUAUGAGAGAUCUUUUGGUGAUGUAAGGUAUGUGAAAUCAUGUUUUGUAUAUCUACAUUCUACAAGCUAAAUCAUAGUGAAGAAACGAUGCAAAUUUCUAAAUUUACUACUCGCUCACAUCAAUAGUUGCAUAGAUUUUAUGGUC